Alternaria burnsii is the source of this 1410-nucleotide messenger RNA. RefSeq lists its product as uncharacterized. The record is from RefSeq and is a predicted model, not a curated record. NCBI's taxonomy places the organism in Eukaryota, Fungi, Ascomycota, Dothideomycetes, Pleosporales, Pleosporaceae. Bases 1 to 1410 code for a protein of 469 amino acids. The transcript has a single exon.
AUGACCGAAACUAUCUCCCCCGACUACCUCGUCGUCGGUGCAGGUGCUGCAGGCAUGGCCUUCGUUGACACUUUGAUCACCUCCAACAUCAAAGCCACAGUAGCCAUUGUCGACAGCUAUUCCCGCCCAGGAGGUCACUGGACAAUCGCCUAUCCACAUGUUACCCUCCACCAGCCGUCCAAGGUCUAUGGCGUGGACUCCCGAAAGCUUGGAGACGAGAAGAUUGACCAGAUUGGUAUGAACAAGGGCUUUUUGGAAUUAGCAACAGGUGACGAGAUUGUUGCGUAUUACAGCAGAGUCAUGAGAAGUACCUUUCUUCCGUCUGGUCGGGUUGCGUAUUACCCAUUGCACAACUAUACUACCGAAGGAGAGUUUGAGUCGAUUGCCACGGGAAAGCGUUACCAAGUAGGACCCAACACUCGUAUCGUAGACGCUACGUAUUCCAAGAUCACAGUUCCAGCCAUGGGCCCACCGUCUUACGAAGUCUCAGACCAGGUCAGCCUCGUUACGCCUAACGCUUUGGCAACUCUUAAACGACCUUAUGGCGGCUAUACUUUGGUUGGGGCUGGAAAAACCGCAGUCGACGCGUGCGUGUGGCUAUUAUCUCAAGGCAUCCCUGCACAGCAGAUUUCCUGGAUCAUGCCCCGCGACUCUUGGUUCCUCGAACGCGGUACACUCCAGGCACCAGAAAGCACACCCAACCCUGAACAGCAGUUGAAAGAAAAGGCCGAUGCACUCAUGGGAGCCACGACAUCUGAUGAACUUUUUCUGCGCAUGGAGACAUACGGACAUGCGCAUCGUGUAAACAAGAGCGUGAAACCAGCCAUGAUCAAGGCAGCGAUUGUCUCAAAGCCAGAGCUUGAAGAGAUCAAGCGGGUCGAAAAUAUUAUACGCCAGGGACGAGUCAAACGCAUCGAUUCAGACAAGGUGACUUUGGAGCAGGGCACGUACAGAUCGGUGCCCGAUACUCUCUACAUUGACUGUACUGCGACUGGUUAUCCAUACCGACCCGUUGUUCCCAUCUGGAAAGGCAGACACAUAACGAUCCAGAUGGUAAAGUUCGUCCAGCCUACUUUCAGCGCCGCCCUCCUUGCACACGUCGAAGCUACCUACAACAGUGAGGAAAAGAAGAACGCAUUAUGCAAGCCUCUUCCUUCCAUGAGUAAACCAGCGGAUUGGUCCACUACGCUUCUCGUUUCUAUGCAGAAUAGGUUGAGGUGGAUCGAGGAGCCGAAGAUUACUGCUUGGCUUGAAAAGUCGAGGCUGGAAGCUCCGGUUUUGGGGCCGCCGCCGAGGGAUCCGGAGGAGGCUGCGAGACAUAAUGCUAGUAUUCCGCAUCAGAUUAGGGCGAUGUGCGAUAAGUUGGAGGAGAUUGUUAGGAAUGAUACUGCACUUGCAGCCGGUCCCUAG